UUCCUAACCAAAUCUAAUGUCAUUCUAAACGAGACAUCAUCUCGGAAAACUGAGGCUGUUUGAAUUUAAUGCACAGUGGUUGCUUAUGCACUAAUUUAUAUUUAUUUUGGAAGAAAUUGCGAAUUCGAGGGGUGUAACAUAGCAAGGAUGAGUUAAAAGUGAAUAAAUGUGAUUUACACAUACUAAACUAAAAAUAAGUGUAAAAAUACAAGCAAAAAAAGAUUUAAAGGUGUUGGAUCUUAUGUGUUCACCCAGGAAGAGCCGGAGACUUGCAAUUAGGAACUGUGAACAUGAGAACACAAUUUUUAUGGACGAAAUUUUUGAUUAUAGUGUCCCCUCUGACCCGGAUAAUGAUACUAACUUUAUAUGUGAAUUAUUCCCUGAAUUGAAAGAUGUAAAUAGCAAAUCAUCAAAUGUCAAAUCUUAUUGCAACAAACGUAAAGUUCAUGGUACUUUUUUCAAUGAAACAUUUGGAUUGCCGGACACUCCUAUAUUUUCAAACAAACCAAUUAAAAGAGAAAUAAUUUCAGAAACUAGCCAGUUAGAUGCAUAUAUAACCAAUCCAAGUGAGCUGUCUGUUUUAGAUUUAACUUACAUUGAUCAGCCUUGGCUGGUAGCCAACCCAGAAGUAAUAACCCACCAUCCUAGCUUAGAUGUUUUGAUACCUUUUGAAGAAAUCAGAGUAAAGCAAUCUGCUAUAAUGCAUAAAUUUGGGAGAAAUCGUCGUCAUAGUGCAGAUUCUGUUGAUGCUAGAGAAGAACACAAUUGUGUUUUUACUUGCACUCCAUUUAAAUGCAGAACAAGUAACAUUUCAGUCAUUAGCACUAUCAGCUUAACAAAGAACGAGAACAAAACAGGUAUAUCUGCACUUACUAGUAGUUUGGAAAAAAUUCUCACAGACGCUAUUAAAUCAGAAAGCAACAUAGAUAAAAUUGAUAUGAAAAUUAAGGUCAUAACCUCUCCUAUACCUAAAACAGAGACAUUUUCAAAAUUAGAAGUGUUUGACGACAAUUACAUUGAAUUAUCUCCUACAUGUCAAGUGGAACCUCCUGACUACAAAAUGAAUGUUAAGCCCAAAACUAAACAAAAUUUCUCUAGAGCUACAAACACUUCCAGAAUCUUAAGAUCACACUCCCAAGAGAGCAAAAAAGGUUGUGCAGAAACUCAAACUAGUACUCGAAAAUAUCAAUCUAAAGCUCAACCUGCAAGUUUGAUGUCUGAACUGCUUCAGCCGAGCUCUUUCAUGCAAGGAAACAAAAACAUGUUGCAUUUGAGCAGGCAAAGUUCUUUAGCAGCCAGUGAAGGAAAAUUUAAACAAGAUUUGGGAAACCCUGGCCAUAGAUCUUCAGACAGGUCCUUCAAUACUCAGGAUACAAGCCAAUUGCUUAGUGUUUGGGAUAAUUCAGUGUCUGAGAAUAAAUUUCCUUCAAAAAGGACAAAAUCAAAAAAGGCACGUAGCUUGUUGGAUAUUGUUGAUAGAAAUGCAAAUUUUAGUAGAUCUCUUAGAUUAGCUGGUCAAUGUUCUACAUCAGCAUCAAUGGAUACUUAUCUCUUAAAAGAAAAUAGUUUCUCGCGCAGACCGUGCCAUAAUGUAGAGCUGCUUCAAAAAGACAUAAAGCCAAAAACAUCCACUCCAUUUUUGGAAACAUCUCUUUCCAGGGUAGAGGUAAUUUACAAUCAUACAAAGGAAGGUGCAAGUGAUGUUAGCAGCUUACCAGUAAAUCAGAUGGAAUAUGCAGACAAAAAUAGAGGAUUUCCGAAUAAAUUGGUUGCCAAUUCAUUUAUUUCAAUAGACCAGACUAGUACUUUGACUAAAAAAAGAGCAAAAAAUAUCGAGCCCUGCUCAAACCCCAAAUUUGUUAAUAGACAGGAAAGCACAACAAACAAUUUGGAUUCAUGUAACAUCAAAUUGCAAAAUACAGGGCCCUUGCGAAGAUCUUUUCGUUCUCCGAAGUAUCCUAAUAAGGAAAUUGAUUUUGUUAUGAGAUCUUCUAAUAAAACAACUUUCAAUAACUUGGAGGUACAGACUGAAAGUAACUCAAGUGAGACAAUGCAUGUUUCCGCAUAUUCAGUGGAAACUGAAAACCUAAAGUUGAAGCCAAUGGGGAAGCAUGUGUUGUCUGCCAGACAGCCUUUGCCUGCAAUGAAUUGUCGAUUUGAUGGGAAGGAGUAUUCCGAACUAAAGGCUACAUUAACUCAGAGACCUAAGAGAUUAAAAAGUCGCUCUAGGAGGAAGAACUGUCAACAUUCAGAAAUUGAGUUUGAAAAACACAUUGAGAACACUGCUGUGAUUAACAACGGUAAUGCGGAGUCAUCUGAUUAUGAAUUUGCAACACUGAUGGAAAAGAAAAAGCAUGUGAAAAAGAAUCAAAGGUUAAAUGAUUCUGUGCUUUCCCAUAGUUCUCCAACGGUAGUCUCCAAACAAACUGAUCCUGAUAUUAUUAGUAAUUCCAAGGACCUCAAUGUCCUUAGUAAUCAAACUCUGAAAAACAUCAAAGAUCAAAUUGUUUCAGCUAAGUUUACCACUGGUGGACCGGUCUUGAUUGCAAAAGCGAAUUUAAAAAAGGAAGAGACAAACCUUCGUGAAAACGGGAUUGUGAGUCAAAUUAAAAUAGUGAUAAGUCCUAUAGACAUGCAAGAUACUAACCGUAAAAGAUUAGCUACAAAGAGUUGUAUAAAGUUAAAGACUCAUAUUGCAGAGACUGUUGUUAAAGAAGAGGUAUCCACACCAAAAGAAGAUGUGAUAGUAUUACAUACAACUGGAACAGAUGGAUCAAGUGGAUCUUCAUCUAAUGAUUUGAGCAGUUUAUCUCUUAAAGGACAGACAAUAACUCAUAGGGGAACUUCAAUAAAACGCUGUUCAAGUCCAGACUUUGUGAAAGAUCACAAGUACAAGAAUGGAUCGCUUGUGUGGGCACAAUUGGGAAAGUAUCCGUAUUGGCCGGCAUUAAUUUGCAAAGAUCCUGUCAUGCGUGUAUACCAAAUGGGAGGGACUGAAAAUACACCGGGAAAGACACGCUACCAUAUAAGAUUCUUUAAUGAUAGCGGUAGACGUGCAUGGAUUCCGCAGUCGCACCUUCUGCCUUAUAGAAACAGCAAUGACUUGGAUUCACUUGUUCAUGGAGCAAAGCGGGCUGAAAGCAUUAAGUUCCGCAUAAGACCUAACCACCUGCACAAGUGGAAAAUCGCAAUCGACCAAAUUGAAUUCUACAAAAACAAAACUUUUCGACAAGUGCAUUCCUUUCUGGUAAACUCCUCAGCCAAAAAAAAACAAAUGAAACAAUUGUUAGAAAAAGGAACCGACACGAAAGUUGACUUUCCGCAAACUCCAGAUAAGCAUUUAGACAUCAAAUUUAAGAUAGACGAAAGAUCGGCUACGGAAGAACCUGUUGAAAACCGGGACGUACGUGUUUCUGUGAGUACCGAUCGCAGUGUUGGCAACGUACAAGAUCUUUCAGCGCAGCACGCCGAUGCAGGCGAGGCGGAAAUGCCGCCAGGAAAGUUCAUCGAAGAAGCGCCAAUUAAGAAUGAAGGAAGGAAGAGUGUUUUGAUCAAUGUAAAAUCUGAAAACUCCGAUUUAGGUCUUAAAAACAGAGCCGUAAGGUCCGAAGAUCCCAACAAGUACUCGUUUGAGUACCAGACAGAUCUUCACAGGAAGAAUAAUUUAUUUAAUGGUCUAACAAAAGUCAAGGUAUGCAAUUAUUGUUUAAAAGAGGGGGCGAUUUACAAAUGCAAAGGCCAGUGUCGGGAAUAUUUCCACAACGCGUGCGCUGCCAAGGUGACGGAACCCCGGCCUCAGAGGGGAAGGAAACGGAAGAUUUAUGAUGAAUCUCAGGGCAACAUUAAACCAUCUCGGGUGAUAAACACGAUGCCUCAUAAAAGAAUUACUCGUGAUCAAGUCGAAAUAGUCACUGUAAAAUCCAGAGUGCGUAUAGCUUCGCCGAAGAAGACCGUGCCGUCGAAUUUCGACGAAAUGAGCUUAGGUGACCGAAUUGAUUACCAGAUGAAGGCAAUGAUGAGCCCUUUUGAAAACCAAGUAAUGUAUAUGGAUUCUUCAACUGAUUCUAGCUCGGAGGAGGGUUCAGUACAAGUGCCAUUGAAUAUAAACUUUCAAACUAGGACUCCUCGAAAGACAAAUGAACUGCCUAAUAUGUUUGAUCAUGACAGAGACGAUAGUAAUGUGGCUGAUCCAAGUAUCCUUUCGGAAGAAAUUGACCCGAAGACUAAACGAAUUAAGCAUGUAACUGCCGAUUCGGUUAUUGAAGAUGUCGAUGCAUCCAUGUUCAAAUGUGGAUUUUGCAAAGCAAACCGAGAUCCGCCGUGUUUUAUCUGCGGACUGGAGACCUCAAAACGGGGAAUCACUCGCCGUCAGAAGUGCACACUCCAUCGAUGUGGAAAGUAUUACCACACCCGCUGCUUAAAAAUGUGGCCGCAGACGCAAUGGUCGUUUAGCAAGUGGUCUCGCGACCAGAAGAACGAAGAUUCAUUCACAUGUCCCGCCCACAUUUGCCACACUUGCUUCUCUGAAGAGCUAGGUGGUGGUUGCUCGUCCCGCUUUCCCGUCGAUAAGUUAGCGCGCUGCCUGAGAUGUCCGGCAGCGUUUCACACGAGCAGUUUCUGCAUUCCGGCCGGUACGGAGAUUGUGGGCGGCAACCAGAUUGUAUGUCCAAGACACAGAAACGGGUGUCAGCCUCUCAAUACAACAUGGUGCUUUAUAUGCUCUGAAGGCGGAAACUUAGUGUGUUGUGACAUGUGUCCUACCAGCGUUCAUCCAGAAUGUCAACCGAUCCACUUUACGGACGACGAUAAAUACAUCUGCGAAGAUUGCGAAUCCGGCAGAUUUCCCCUCUACGACGAAAUUAUGUGGGUAAAACUGGGUUCUUACCCAUGGUGGCCUGCUCUCAUACUUUUUCCGAAUGAGGUUCCCGAAAACGUGCGAAUCCUCAAGCAUCAACGGGGAGACUUUGUCGUCCGCUUUUUUGGCACCUACGACCACUAUUGGGUCAGCAAAGCGCGUUCGUUCCUGUUCCAGGAAGGUGACCAGGGCGCAAGCCCAGGACAGGUUAUAAGAUCCAGGAAGCCGGCAUAUGAAACGUUCGAGAAAGCAAUACAAGACGCCGCCAUUGUUUACAAACUAAAAAAAGAGUUCAAACUGCGCAGAGAAGCGGAGGGUAUUGGUAGUUUGAAACCGCCUCCAUACAUAAAGAUCAGCAAGAACAAGCCUGUGGGUAACGUCCGUGUAUCGGACAUGGAUUUGAGCAACACCACCGCCUGCGAGUGUGAUCCGAAUUCGAUAUAUCCUUGUGGCCCGGACAGCUAUUGUAUUAACAGGUUGUUAAUGACUGAGUGUGAUCCUGACAUAUGUCCAGCCGCUAGCAGGUGCAUGAAUCAGUCGUUUGAAAAGCGCGAAUAUACUCCGCUAGUACCGUAUAAAACGCAGGGCAGAGGCUGGGGUCUGAAGUGCUUGAAAGCUAUUAAAAAAGGUCAGUUCAUCAUCGAAUAUGUGGGCGAGCUGAUCGACGGCGAGGAAUACCAGAGGAGGAUAAAGAAGAUGCAUGAACAAAAGGAGGAGAACUACUAUUUCAUGACCAUCGAUAAUGACAGGAUAAUCGACGCGGGACCAAAAGGGAACUUGUCCAGGUUUAUGAACCAUUCAUGCAAUCCUAACUGCGAGACGCAGAAGUGGACGGUGAAGGGUGAUACACGGGUGGGGCUGUUCGCGAUCCAGGACGUAGAUAUUGGUUCAGAACUGACCUUCAAUUACAACCUGGAGUGCGUGGGCCAAGAGAGAAAACUAUGCCAGUGCGGUGCAUUGAAUUGUAGCGGAUUUAUUGGGAUCAAGGCCAAGCCCGAUCCCGUAGCGACCGAAAAUAACAUUCGGAAGUCUAAUAGAAAGAAAACAGAGUCACCAAUUCCCGUCUUGCCUGCAUGUUUCAUUUGCGGCAAGGACAAGUCGGAUCUGGCAUGUCGGCACAAGAGUUGUGACAAGGCAUACCAUCUAGAUUGUUUGGAUUUGACAAAUAGGACCGAAGGCAGCCGAUUCAUUUGCCCGAGACACAACUGCAACAUGUGCGCAAAGCGGACCAUGAGGUUCUGCGUAAAAUGCAUAAAUUCUUAUUGCCCCUCUCACUCGGACGGUAACGUACGAUACGACAAGUUACUGGGUUUCAUCUGCAAAUUUCAUGAUCCGAAAAAGGUAAUAUCAGAAGCAGCAACAACCAAGAAGACCCCAAAGUUGCCCAGGACAAAACGCUUCAAAAAUUCUCCAAAUGAUCCUGAAGCACAAGCAAGGCGGGCAGUUUCAAAACUCCCAGAAAAAAAUCGGAGAGGAGUGGCCUCAUAGUCAAUCAAGAUAACCGAAAAACUACCAGUGCUAGUAACGCUCAGCAGUUGAAGGGGACUUUUAGUAAAUAGCAUUUUUAAAUUUAAAGAUUAUAUUUUUUUCUUUUUUUUGAUAUUAUAUUGUUUGAAUUUUUUUUUUACGAAUCAAGCCUUUGCUUUGGAAAGGAAAUAAAAACCGUUCAGUA
Cylas formicarius (sweet potato weevil) is the source of this 6527-nucleotide messenger RNA. It is a transcript of the gene NSD, whose product is annotated as histone-lysine N-methyltransferase NSD2. Gene Ontology annotation, biological process: regulation of DNA-templated transcription. Gene Ontology annotation, cellular component: chromatin; nucleus. The coding region runs from base 242 to 6343 and encodes 2033 amino acids. NCBI's taxonomy places the organism in Eukaryota, Metazoa, Arthropoda, Insecta, Coleoptera, Brentidae. The record is from RefSeq and is a predicted model, not a curated record. The transcript is spliced from 16 exons. Gene Ontology annotation, molecular function: histone H3K36 methyltransferase activity; protein binding.